AUGAUUCUCCCGGGAGCAACCCUCCUACCCCGCCAAAUCCUCACCCACACUGUCUCACAAACCCUUCAAACCCAACCGUGCGGCGUCGACCUGACUCUCGCCCGCGUUCUCACGUGGGCGGGCGCCGCCGGCGCCGCCGGCGCCAUCGAUUUCUCCAACACGCGUCGCUGCACCGCGCCAACCACAGUACUUUUUCCAAAGUCCCACAACUUUGCCGAGGUGCAGCAGAAGCAAAAGCAAUCCGACGACGAAGAACACGCCAAGACAGACAGCAUCCACCUCUCGCAAGGCUCCUACCUGCUCGAGUUCAACGAGAAAGUCGCCAUGCCGCUGGAUUGCAUGGGUCAGCUUUUCCCACGCAGCAGUCUCUGGCGAUCGGGUGCGGUGCUGCAUGCAGGCGUGGUGGAUGCCGGCUACGAAGGGGCGCUGGGCGGGUUACUGCAAGUGCUGAAUCCAGCCGGGUUGCGGCUGUGGGAGAAUGCGCGGGUGGCGCAGAUGGUGGUGAGUAGCAUGGAGGGGACGGUCGAAAAGGGGUAUGAGGGAGUGUACCAGGGGAGUGAAAGGGUGGGAUAG
This is a messenger RNA of Lasiodiplodia theobromae, 573 nucleotides long. RefSeq names its product Deoxyuridine 5'-triphosphate nucleotidohydrolase. The transcript has a single exon. The record is from RefSeq and is a predicted model, not a curated record. Lineage: Eukaryota; Fungi; Ascomycota; Dothideomycetes; Botryosphaeriales; Botryosphaeriaceae. The coding region runs from base 1 to 573 and encodes 190 amino acids.